AUGAAGCAGUAUUUUGAGCUCUUGCCGCCUAGGCUGAAGGAAUUCUUCAAAAAAUACCCUCCGAGCGUACAGUACAGCGCCAAACCUGAGCUAACAAGCAGUCCAACUGCAAACCCGUUCCUCCCAAAUAAAAAUCCCGUCACCGGGAAGUAUCAAGAGCCCAAGUAUUCGCUACGGCGUAUGAGCGACCUCUACAAGCUUGCAUACAACUACGGCCUGCAGGACAUGCUUCCCCCCCGCAAGAAGUUGUUCUUCGAGGAAAAAUACGAGCAGAAGAAGUUGACGAAGGCCAUUGUCUUCCCCAAGGGGGAGAAGCAUGAGCGCACGCGCUCCCAGCGCAUGGCUGAGAUGGAGGAAGCCAUCAAAAACGCGGACAAGUUCAUCUUGGAAGCGCGUGGCGCCAAAUACGCUAGACGUCUCGAGCGCAAGAAGGAGAAAGAACGGACGUGGUUUUAG
Molecule: messenger RNA, 456 nt
Organism: Eremothecium gossypii ATCC 10895
Lineage: Eukaryota; Fungi; Ascomycota; Saccharomycetes; Saccharomycetales; Saccharomycetaceae
Gene: MRPL25
Product: mitochondrial 54S ribosomal protein mL59
Exons: 1
Coding region: 1-456 (151 amino acids)
Cellular component (GO): mitochondrial large ribosomal subunit
Molecular function (GO): structural constituent of ribosome
Source: RefSeq, marked provisional